Amaranthus tricolor (Joseph's coat) is the source of this 2892-nucleotide messenger RNA. RefSeq names its product receptor protein-tyrosine kinase CEPR1-like. Lineage: Eukaryota; Viridiplantae; Streptophyta; Magnoliopsida; Caryophyllales; Amaranthaceae. The coding region runs from base 518 to 2365 and encodes 615 amino acids. The transcript has a single exon. Gene Ontology annotation, cellular component: plasma membrane. The record is from RefSeq and is a predicted model, not a curated record. Gene Ontology annotation, molecular function: protein binding. Gene Ontology annotation, biological process: hormone-mediated signaling pathway.
CCAUCAUUAUGCUACAUAUGUGCAUCAAUGAGCAAAAAAUUUACAAAUUUUUUGAAGGUCAUGUGCAAUUUUAAAAGUUUUGAUAUAUCUCUAACAAAUUUAUAUAUGUAAAUACUUAAUACAUACUACAUAAUCUAAUAUCGAGGUUCCCAAAUUUUUAGGACAAAUGUGUCCGUAACAUGUUGAACAUGCUCAGAUGCUCCCCUGUCAAUGAGCUUAUGAAUCAUAGUGCAAAAACAAGACCACAUCAGCAUCUCAUCAGUAGUGCUGUAAAGGUUUCAAUAAAUGAGCCAAUAUUUCCCGUGCCAUAAAAGAGUAAAAACUUGCAUUUUGGACCGUCUCGAGAAAUAUCUCAUAUUUCGGUCAAUAUGACAGUUCUGUUAGCAAUCAUGACCGUUACCGUAUUUUUCACAAUAUGUUAUGAAAUUUCACUAAAAGACAUGUAAUCUUCACCUGCAAAGACACUAAAACAAACACACUUCUGACUUCUCUACUGAUUACUAACUUCCAUCCAAACAUGAACCUUCAAUCUAUCUUCAGUUUAUCCUUUUUCAUAUUAUUACUGUCAAUGAUCAACUGUCACGGAGCUGCAACCGAUAAGCAGUCUCAAUAUUUCACCCUUAUGAAAAGUUCGCUUUCAGGCAAUACCUUAUUUGAAUGGACUUCCAUGGGAGAGAGUUCAUAUUGUAACUACACCGGAAUCAGCUGUAAUCUUCGAGGCCAAGUUGUUCAAAUGAAUAUUGCAGGACGAUCACUGAAGGGCUCGUUUCCUCCAGAUGUAUGUAACUACUUACCAGAGCUUCGAAUUCUUAAUGUUAGUGAAAACAGUAUCACAGGCAGGUUUCCACACAGUAUCACCAAUUGCUCUCGCUUGGAAGUUCUUAGCAUCAGCAAUUUAUUACUCGGUGGGAGCCUACCAAACUUUUCAGGCAUGAAAUCCCUCCGGGUGAUGGAUUUGUCGAUGAAUCGAUUCAAUGGAGACUUCCCUUUAUCUAUUUUUAACCUCACUAAUCUCGAGGAGGUUAACUUCAACAUGAAUGAACGUUUCAACGCAUGGGAACUUCCAACGAACAUCACUCAGUUGACGCGGCUUAAAACAUUAAUCUUGUCAACUACCAUACUUCAGGGAAGCAUUCCAGCAUCCUUGGGGAACGUAACCACCCUCAUUGAUCUUGAACUAAGCGGGAACUUUCUCAAGGGAAAGAUUCCUUCGGAACUAGGGAUGUUGAAGAAUCUUAAGACUCUCAUGCUUUACUACAAUGAGCUAAGCGGAAAAAUACCGGAUGAGAUGGGAAAUCUAACAGAACUUGUGGAAUUAGACAUGUCGGUAAACUUACUGAUAGGGAGAAUACCGAAUUCAAUAUGCAAUCUUCCCAAGCUUCAGGCUUUGCAGCUUUACAAUAACAGCCUGACAGGCGAUAUUUCGGCUGCUUUAGGGAACUCGAGUGUUUUGAAUACAUUAUCUAUCUAUGAGAACUUUCUGACCGGAAAAAUUCCACAGAAUCUUGGGAAUUCAACAGCUAUGAUUGAAAUAGAUAUCUCGGAAAAUCAGUUCUCCGGUGAACUGCCACCUGAUGUCUGCAGAGGAGGUAAACUGUUUUACUUUCUCGCUCUUUCAAACCUGUUCACUGGUACUAUACCUGAAAGUUAUGCAGAUUGUACAUCACUAAUACGAUUUCGUGUUAGUAAAAACCGAUUGGUUGGCUCAGUACCUGAAGGAAUUUUCGGUCUUCCUCGUGCAAACAUCAUUGACUUGGCUGAAAAUCAAAUGAUCGGAACAAUAUCUAAAGCAAUUGCAAAUGCAAAAAAUAUGUCGGAGCUCUUUGUUCAGAAUAACAGAUUAUCAGGAGUUCUGCCGCAAGAGAUCUCGGAAGCAGUUAAUUUAGUGAAAAUCGAUCUAAGUAAUAAUUUUCUUUACGGUCCUUUACCUGAUGAACUAAGUAAACUCAAGAAGCUAAAUCUCUUAAUGCUGAGAAACAACAAUUUCAGUUCCUCUAUCCCAGACUCACUGUCUAAACUGAAGUCACUAAGCAUUCUUGACCUGUCCAACAACCAGUUGACAGGGAACAUCCCCGAAAACCUAUCUAAACUACUUCCCCACACUAUUAAUCUAUCGAAUAAUCAUCUUUCUGGCCCUAUUCCACUCCCACUUAUGCAAGGAGAGCUGGAAGAAAGUUUCUUGGGAAACCCAAAUCUCUGUCUUGGUGUACGUAAUGAUUUAUCAUAUAAAAACUUCCCUCUUUGUCCACAAAGAAACCAACAAAAGAGAUUGAUAUGGGUAAGUGCGACACUGGCCUCAGCUAUUAUUCUGAUGCUAAUUGCAAUUGUGAUGUUCAUGAAACGCUGCUCAACGCAUAAGAAAUAGGGUAUAGGGUAUAGUUAGGUUUAUAAUUAUGCUGCUACUCAAGUAAUUUAAUAACCUCCAUGGCUCCAUGUGUUAAACAAGCUGUAGAAACAGCAGCCUUAAGUCCUUUAUAGUAUAGGUAAGAUUGUAUUGCGCAUUGUUGGAGAUUUAUAGUAUUUUGGGCAAUACCCAGUAUUUGGAAACAAAGGCAGUGAAGGCAACGAGUUGUUGUAGAUCACAAAAUGAAGGCAGAACAACCGACAGGUUGUCGUCUCCUGGUCUGUCCCUGUGAAUAUUGUGCGUUCUUGUUCAUAGCUUUGCAUUGUUUUGUAAAUAAUAAAAGUGUAAUCUUCCCAAGGGACAUGUAACUAUGUAUUAUUUUGUCCAAAAAGACAGUGAUGUUUAAACUCUAUAGAUAGAGUAUUAUGAUCACAGAAUUAAAUAGUAGAAUUGUUUUUUUGUCUCUUACAAAAGGUGCUUGAAAAGGUUCUUGUUAAAAUAAUCUAGAAAAAUCUAGGAUUUUAAUUAAAUAUAAAAAUAUUUAAACU